This is a messenger RNA of Alternaria viburni, 1164 nucleotides long. RefSeq lists its product as uncharacterized. Bases 1 to 1164 code for a protein of 387 amino acids. NCBI's taxonomy places the organism in Eukaryota, Fungi, Ascomycota, Dothideomycetes, Pleosporales, Pleosporaceae. The transcript is spliced from 4 exons. The record is from RefSeq and is a predicted model, not a curated record.
AUGUCUGAUCCAUGCGCAGCACUGAAACUGUUUCGGAAGAGAUUCGAGGACGCAGAAGCGCUCUUCGACAGCGGCGAUAUAGCUGGCUGCAUAUUGGCAGCUCAGUACAACAUAACCGACACAACUCUUCCGCCGUACUACAUUAUAAGAAACUGUAUACUUCUCACGAGCGCUAUGGAUAACUGGGACGAUGGCAAUGACUGGAGGCUCGCCGCAGAGAGCUGUCACAGUAACACGGUACGGCGAGCAACGGAAAUGAACGAUACCAAUUCGCUCGCCGCCCUACAAGAUCUCCGUGAGGAGCUUGACUGGUUGGCUGAGCAGCGAGACCAAUAUCUCCAGGAAUACAGGGCAUGGAUGCUUGAGCAAGACGGAGAGGACGACAACGACGAGACGGACUCAGAAGCAGAUGGAGUUGAGCUAGACGACAGCGAGGAUGAGGCGGAUAUGGAAGCCGAGAGCGUUAGGUUAGGCGAGAGUAACGCGUUGAUGGGGGACACUCAACUUCUUCCGAUCCGCGUACACCAAGCUUCUACGGCAAGCCCCAUGGAACCGGUAAUCGAGACAGUCGCUAUGGGUACUGUGCCAGUAGGAGAAGAUAAGAAAGAUAAAGAGGGCCGAGAAGAAGCCACUGGCGGCGACGAGGAAGGUGGAGAAGGGGAUACGGGAAAGAUGCCGGAAGGCGGAGAGCAAGCAAGCACUGGCGAUGAUGGCCAACUGCCCGGAACGGCGAGAGUUGAUCGAGAGGACGAGCGUUCUGCCGGUAUCGUAGCGGUCAGCUUCCUUUUCGAUUGCCAGUCGUACAUGCCCGAGCAUGUGCGAGCUCAGUUCGACCAGGCGAUCCUGACAUUUCAGGAACUUGAAGUUGAAAUGCGCAGCAUCGUCAGCACAGCUUCCGCAGCUACUACAAGUUCCACGACUGCAUCGCGCAUCAGCCUUUUCGAAGAGUUCAAAGUUACCAUGGUCGAAUGGUUCCAGUACAAGGAAAGAUCAUCCGUUACGGCUAAAGAAUUGGACAAUACUACGCUGGCCGAAUGGCAAGGAUUGAAUCCGAGAAUUCAAGCUACCUUUGCCCGACAGGACAUCCUCUCCUUCUGCCGAGAGCUCGACGGCAAAGAUGGUUUCAGAUACCACAAGGACGGUGUGCUCACUUACAAGCCCUGA